UUAAUAGUCUGCUAAAAUUUCCUCUUUAACCAAAGCCUUUAUAUCCAGCUAGUCAUAUUCCACUAUACGGCUUAGAAUUAACGUUUCGGAAGCGUAAAUUUGUAAUUGUUUUCGCCUCAUAACUUUACUAGAAAUAAAAAUAUGAUAUAUAAUUUAACCGAGCCCCUCUGGAAGCGCUGCACGCUUACAAUUUAGAUUUAUUGGCUGUCUUUAAAACGUCCCCGUAUCAAAAUGCCGCCGUCCGCUCUCAUAUGGGAGAAAGUGUCUAAAAUUGAUCCGCAGACUCUUGACCAGUGUGAAAAAGACGAACUGGAUGAAGUCUUCCGCGUUUUUGUUGCGACAAAGGAAUGGGAGGUGAAGGAUAAAGCUACAGAGAACAUUACUCGAGUCCUCCGGCUGGGCCAGGCCUUGUUAAAGAUUAAAGAACGGGAAGUUAAAAUUCACGAAAGCUUUAUCGAUGAAAUUUGUUUACAACACGUCAAAACUGAGAAUGAUCUUCGAGCAAAGGUGUCCAAGCUUGAACAAGAGAGCAAGGCUCAGCAGCUCGGCACCGGGCCAGACAGCCGCUUUCUCAGGGAUGAGAUUCGGCAGCUCGAGGCUCAGCUGGAGCAACGGGAGAAGGAAUUGACCCAUUUAAAGAAAGACAUGGGCAAGGAAAAGAAAACAAAUGAAGAGUUGAUUGCACGGAUGGAGGAGGCUGAGGGCGAGGUGAAAAAGUUGAAAAGAGAGUUGAAAAAAUCUAAGAGGAAGAAUGAGCAGCUCCAGCAGGAUGUGGAGUUCUACCGGGGAGAGCUGGAACAGAAGGAGCCGCUCCCAUCCAGAGACGAGAGUGCAGAGACUCAGAAGAAGCUGAGCUUGGCCAACCGCCAGCUUUACCAGUGUUUUGAAGACCUUCAGAGAGCGGAGGAUGAAAACGCACACCUGAAGACACAGAACGAGCAGCUGCAGAAAAGCCUGGAGGAGUCUGUAAAGGAGAUGGAGAAGAUGACAGAUGAGUACAACAAGAUGAAGAUCGUUGUGCAGCAGACUGACUCAAUUAUGGACCAACUCAGGAAAGAAAGAGAUCACACAAAGCUUCAAGUUAGAGAGCUGACAGACAAGAUUCAAGGCAUGACUGAAGAGAACGAGCCAAUUAUGGCAGCUGUCAACGCCAAAGUGGAGGAGUGGAAGAGGGUGCUCUCUAGGAAGGAUGAUGAAAUGGCGGUGUACCAACAGAUGAUCCGUGAGCUGAGGGAAAAGCUGCGCUCAGCACAGCUGGACUUGGACAAAAGCAACAUAAUUGCUCUGCAGCAGGUCAUUUAUGAGCUCUGUGGCGCUGUCCAAGAACGGGAUAAUCAGAUCAAGAUGCUGAGCAAGCAGGUGGAGCAGUACACAGGAGAGAUGGAGAAACACGCCCAGCUCAUUGAAGAGCUAAAGAUGUCCACAGAAAAAGACAAAGGUGUAUCUUCAACAUCACAUCAGAGAAGGAUAGAGGAGCUAAAGUCAAAACUGAAAGCUGCAGAGACCAGAGCAAUGGAAGCAGAGAAAGCUCUCAGACAAGCUGAAACACACGCUGAGGAAAAAGACAGAGCAUUCAUUGAAGCUUCCAAUCGCCUGAGCCAGUAUGAGUCCGGAACUUAUGGCCUGGAAGCAGCCAUUGCCGAGAUCAAAGAGUGUAACAAUCAAAUUAGAGUGAGAGAUCGUGAGGCAGAGGCCAUGACCAAAGAGAUCAACCAGCUCGAGCUGAGAAUCAAUGACCUCAUGGACGAAAACGAGGAUUUCCGGGAAAAACUGGGUCUGGGGCCGAAGCAGGAAGUGGAUCUGACGGCGUUUAGGCGUGCCAGGGAUCUCAGGCAACGGCAGUACAAAGCUGAAAACCAAGUUCUUACCAAGGAGAUUGAACGACUGGAAGAAGAGCGACUGGAGCUGAAGAAACAGAUCAGGCGCAUGGUGAAAGAAAGAGGACUUCCACAGUCAAGUGUGCAGCUUGAGGAAGAUGUCUUCUCUGGAAGAGAAGAGCAGGCGCUUCAUAAACCACGAAGCAUCAUUACCGAUGACAAGAUUAGGCAAAAGAAUGAAUACCUAGAAAAAGAACUGAGCAGCAAGAAGAGAGAGCUGGAGCUUCACAAGACCGAGUUUCAAGCUCAAUUGGAAGACCUUUCAAAAGCAAAGAGGGAUUUAGAGGUCAUGCUCAAAGAUGUUCUUCAAGCUAUGAGGGUUAAUCAAGAGGCUGGAGCAAAUGCUGUCGCUAUCAGCAGUCUGAAGAACCUGCCUAGUGGUUUAGAUGUGGGCAGCCUUGGUGGGCUGCCUGAUGCUGACCUCAAGUCCCAGAUCCAUCAACUGGUGGGGCGGAACGAAGAGCUGAGGCAGGAGCUAAAAUCCUCUCGCGAAGAAGCGAGCAGCAGCUUCACUCAGCUUGUUAGAGCAAAGGAAAAGAUAAGUCAGCUCCAAAAUGAGCUGGAGCUGCUCAGGACGUCAGACGGUGGUGGAGUCCUCCCUCGACCUCUGACCCUCCCUGAGGGCCUGGGGCCCAGCAGCGCAGAGGUCAUUAGCUCCUUGAAUGAGUAUGCUAUUCGACUGCUUCAGGAGCUGAAAAACAGGGAGGAAAAAAGCAAGAAACUUGCAGAAACUCUGAAAGAAUACAAAGAGAAGUUUGCCGUCAUAAGCCAUCAACAGGGACUCCUCUAUAAGGAAUAUAUAAGUGAGAAGGCAGAGUGGCAGAAAGAGAAACAGACAUUCACAGACAUGAAGAAUAAGCUGGAGGAGCAAAAGCAAGUGGAUGAUGUGAAAAUUCAACAGUUUAACGAUCUGUUAGAAACACUUCACAAAGAUCCAGAAGAAAUCAAGAGACAGCUGAGCGAGGCGUCCCGUAAGCUGACUGUCCUGAAAGUUAAUGAGAAGAAACUGACCCGGCGAUACUCUACUCUGUUGGAGCAGGAACAGCUGCUUUGCAAGGAGAACAGCAAGAUGAGGGAUGAGAGUGGCCAGAUGCAGGCCGCUGUCAUCCAAAGGAUGGGUUAUCUGCAGAGAUACAAGGAAAUGGCGGCCUAUAAGAUAGGUGCCCUCCAAAAGGCCUUGGAUGACAGCGUGCCAGCAUCAGAACUGGAGAGGGCCAAUAAGCAAUACACAGAGCUGACAGUCAAAUACAGAGACGUGCUCCAGAAGGACAGCCUCCUGAUACAGAGAGCCACCAACAUGGAGCAUUUAGAGAGCGAAAAUGAGUCUCUUCGAGAGCAAAUCUCUGCCAUUAACAAAGAACUGGAGAUCACAAAGGAAAAACUCAAUACCAUGGAACAAGCAUGGGAUAACGUAGGUUCAGUCGGCACUGAAACUGGCAUGGCCAAGGCAGACAAGGCAUCAAUCAACAAUGAGGUGAUAUCGUCUGCAAGACGAAUCACGGCUUUGGAGAUGAAGGAGCUGAACGAGAGGCAGAGGGCCGAGCAUGCACACAAAAUGUAUGAACACAUGAGGAACUCCCUCAGACAAGUGGAGGAGCGUAACUCAGAGCUGGAGUCCAAGUUUGCUGAGUUGACCAAGAUGAAUGCGGAGGCCCAGCGGAUUGAGCGGGAGCUAAGAGACGAGCUGGCGGGAAGCACCAGCAGAGCCAUUAGUGAUGCUGACAGAGCCAGGAUUGCAGAGCUGGAGAAGGCAGAGGCCGAGCUUUGCAUGGAGGUCUCCAAGCUACAGGAGGUCUCUGAUGUGGCCUUGUCUCAGGUGUCUAGUCUCCAGACCAAACAGAGAUCCAAAGAUAAAGAAGUGGAAGCUUUAAGGAGACAAAUAAUGGACUACCAGUCACAGUCAGAUGAGAAAGCGCUGAUAGCGAAGCUUCACCAGCACAUCGUGGCCCUGCAGCUCAGUGAGGCUGCUGCUCUUGGAAAACUGGAGGCCGCCACCUCUCGCAUUCAGCAGCUAGAGGCCUACAAGCUCCGCGCUGAGCAGCGGUUGGAUGCCAGCGAGCGAGCGCUGUUCCUCGCCCGCCAGGAGGGCCGUAAUCGGGCCACACACCUUCGCCGCACCAUCCAGUCCCUACGCAGGCAGUUUGCCGGGGCGCUGCCCCUCCAGCAGCAGGAGAAGUUCUCUUUGACGAUGCUGAAACUCCAGGAGGACAGAGCUGAAGCGCAGAAGGCGAGAAGAGGAGCAGAGGAGGAGAGGCGGAGAGCUGAAGGAAGAGCUCAGGAGCUGGAAGUGAGGCUGCGAUGUCUGGAGGAGCUUAUCUCAACCCUGAAGGAUGUGAAGGGUGCCCAGAAGGUAACUGAGUGGCAUAAGAAGAUGGAGGAGGCCCGUCUCCAGGAGCUGAGGAAGAGUAGGGAGCUGGUGGUCCAGAAGGAGGAAAUCGCCUUCCUCAAGAAACUCGUGGAGGAGCAGGACCGUGCUAUUUGCUCGCUGGAGGAGGACAUUGUUCAGCUGAACUCGCUUCAAGAAGAACGCCAACUCGCAUGGGACCAGCGGGAGGUGGAGCUGGAGCGCCAGCUGGACCACUAUGAGAAGCAGCAGAAAGAGAUUCUCAACAGCGCUGAAAAGUUCAAUGAAGGUGCAGAAUCGCUCCCAGACCCAACGCUGCCUCUUGCUCAUCAGUUGGAGAUCGCCCUGGGUAAAAACAGAGAGCAUGUACGCACGAUAUUGGACCUUCAGGGAACAUGCAAAAGUUUCGAAAAGAAGCUAAAAGAGAAUGAGGGAUCUUUAUUAAAAGCUGAGCAGAACAUCAUGUCAAGAGACAGAGUGAUCAAUGAGCUGCGUCUUCGGCUUCCAGCGGCCGCCGACAGAGAGCGUCUGCUCGCCGACCUUAAAAAGAACGAAGAGGAGCAGCCGGGCAGUCAGCCUGCCCUCAAGCUGGCUCACCAGACUAUUAAAGAUCUCCAAAGUCGACUUGACAAGAAGGAAGAUAUGCUGAAGAAAUACCAGAACCAACUGACUCAGGCCAGACAGGAUCAAGAGGAGAUGAUAAAAAGACAUCAGGAGCAGUUGAGAAUAUUACACCGGAAGCUGGAUCUGAACAUAGACACUUCUCUGGAUCAGUUCAAACAGACGGCCAUGGAAUUAAUGAAGAAGCCCACAAUCAGAGUCCCAACAUCUAAACACCUGGAGCAGCUUGCUGAGUUAGAACAGACUGUGGCGGAGCAGGAUGCAUCGCUCAGCUCUGUCACUGAGAAGUUAAGGCUGACCAAAGAGGAGCUGGAGCAGCAAAGGAUCACCAUGGAAACACAGGCUAAGAAACAUACUCAGGAUAUAGCAAGGCUGGAGGAAAAAUAUGUUGCUCAGCUGAAGACUCUGACCAGUGAGACAGAGGAUAAGAGCAGUCAGCUGGCCCAGAUGGAGAAGGAGAUGAAUUACCUUCGUACAGAGCUGGAGGCUCAGAAGGAGGCCAACAUCCGUUCCCCGACCAACACUAUGAAAAACCUGGUGGAGCGACUCAAAGCACAACUUACUCAGAAGGAGAAACAGCUCAAGGGUCUCAGUAAAGCUCUACUGGAGCUGCGGGCGGAGAUGACGUCUGCCGCAGAGCAGCAAGUCAUUGCCAGUGCUGCACAGAGAGAGGAGAGCCUUAAUGUACAGAUGCUGGUUGACAAACACACCAAAGAUCUGAAGGCACGGCUACAGGAAGUGUCUGAAGAACUUCAAGCUGCAAAGGAGUCAGCCAGAGCAGCCAGGAGCAGAGAGAAUACUCUGAAAGAGGAGGUUGAAGUCCUGAACCAAGAUUUCCAAAAGUAUCAAAGAACUCUGAAACGUCUCCAGGCUGAAAAGGAGGAACGAGAGCAAGAAGUUGAAGAGCUCAAGCAGCAAGUGAAGAGGCUCACAAGCACCAUGCAGAAUCAAUCUGAAGCUGGUAAAGGACCCAUGAUAGAGAAUCUGCAGAAGAAGAUCAAAAGGCUGGAGUCUGACCUGGAGAAAAGAAACCAAGUGCCAACCAACAAAGAUGAUCAGGGGAAGACUAAAGAGGAAAUUGUGAGGUGGGAGGAGAGCAAAAAAUGGCAGGCUAAGAUGGAAAAGGUGAAGAUUUCCUUGAAAGAGAAGGAACGAGAUAAUGAAUCCUUGUCGAAGCAGCUCAGCACUCUUAAAGAUCUUUAUGCCAGACUUGACCAGGAGAAGGCUGCUUUGCAGAAAAAACUGAAAGCUCGAGGUGUGACUGCUGACCUGGUGGUGGGGGUGCGAGCCAAUGAGAUGGAGAGAGAGAUAGAGGAGUUAAAGAAGAAGAAUGCAGAGCUGGAGACGCAAAUUGUUACCAUAAAGCAACAUCAGGCCUUACCUCGUGACGAUGCCAUGGAGAAUCUGAUGUCCAGGAACCAACUUUUGGAAGAGAGGCUCCACUCCUUAGAGGGACAGAUGUCCAAGGAAUCCCCAUCAAGGCCUUCUAGGAGAGACUUUUCCUCCCAGACUUUUAAAGGGAUUUGUUCUGUAACUUUUGAUAUUGAGGAUGGGAUGUGCGUCGAGAACACUAAAGCCCCACUUUCCGAGAGCUGCGGCCGUUCAAUCCACCCUGAGCCUGCUGGAGACACCCUUGACCAACAGGGGGAGCCGGUGCAAGCCCAAGCUGACGAGUCUCAAAGCUGCUGUUCUGGAGAAGAAAAUGCUCGCACUGAGCCAAAGCUAUUAAGCGUUGAUGGAAAAAAUGCAGAUGAUGAAACAGACUUAGAUACUGCUGUAGGUCACAUUGGAGAUAAUGAAAGAAUAAUGCUGGCAAAUACUGAAGAAAAUCAACAAAGCAUCCAAGAUGGCUCUGAAGUUACUUUGCCUGUAGAAAAGGAAGAACCUAACAGGGCUGACGCUGAUCCUGAUGAUCAGUCAGAGAGGACGGCAUCUAUCACGUCUCUGUCGUCUGUGAGACAGGCGGCAGCUGGUGGUGGGAUGAGCGAUAGCGAGAAGGCGAGGGGUGUUUGUGACCAACACUGUAAAGAUAUUGAUUAUGAUCAUCUCAGCAUCCCUGAAGAGUUGCAUCAAAAGACUGAGGGAGAGGAGGAAGUGAAAGAUGAGGAAGAUGUGGCAACAACAAAGGCAGCAUAUGAAGAUCAUAAAGAGCAUUUCUUCUCUGCUGAUCCUGCUGUUGAUUCCCUUAUCACACUGAGACAGUGCCCAGAGAGAUUGUCCAGUAUAAACCGGGGCAAACAAACACAAAAGCAGGAAGCUCUGACUUAUAAAAAGACUUCUGGACGAGGUACCGGAACUCCAUCGCAGAGAGACCAGGACCUUUCAAAAGAAAACCUUAAGUUGGCGUCAGAGAACUUGGAGCUGCGCCUUCAGCUGGAACAGGCCAGCAAAGACCUUCCAAGGCUGAAGAAUCAGGUUGCAGACCUAAAGGAAAUGUGCACGGCACUGAAACAGGAAAAAGCAGAGGUAGAUAAAAAACUGGCACAUAUACGAGGGACUGGUUAUAGUGGGAAAACAGUCCCUGAGCUGGAGAAGACCAUUGGGCUGAUGAAAAAGGUGGUGGAGAGAGUCCAGAGAGAAAACGAGGCACUGAAGAAAUCUAGCGUGCAUCCAAAUCAAAGCAGAGUCGUAGCCCUGGAGAAGGAAAAUGAAAAACUGAAGGCUGACUACGAGAAGCUCAAGCAUCAAAGUGAAGCUGAGCUUGGUGCAAAACUGGAAGCUAAAACGAAAGGACUGGAGAAGAUAGCGAUGGAAAACGAGCGUCUUCGCAAGGAGAUUAAGAGGGAAAUGGAGGCAGCAGAGAGGCUGAGGGUGACCAAGACGAGUCUGGAGCUAACCAAUGAAAAGCUGGAAUCAGAGCUGGAAGAAACCAAACAAAGACUGCAUGCAGCUUUGUCCAAAGCUGUAGCUGUGGGAUCAGACACCAAAGCUACGAAGGCCACCGUUAUAACCAGGAUGUUCGAGAACAAGAUGAAGGAGUUGGAGAAGGAGCUCUCCCAGAAGACCUCCAGCGUGUCUGAACUCAAACGGCAGCUCAAAGAGGCGAAGGAACGGGAGGAAAGGGCUCAGAUGAGGGUGCUACACCUGGAAGAUCAGGUCGACAUGUUACAGAAGUUUCCCGCAGCUGACGUGGGACCCUCUAAGGAGCUCCAAGCUGUCCGACUGGGAAAUGCCAAGCUAAAACAGAAGCUGAAUGAAGAUGCUGCACAGGACAGUGAAGCUUGUCCAGAACCCGGUUCUGGGAACCUGAAAAGGCUACUUCAAGCCGCUGAAAGCGAGAAAUCUCAACUUCAAGCCGAGCUGAGAAGGCUACGGAAAGAGCUCAAGAACUUCGACCCAAACUUUUUUGAGGAGCUGGAGGACUUGAAGUACAACUACAACUUAGAGCUGAAAAAGAAUGUUCUGCUGGAGGAGCAGCUGAAGAAGGUGUGCGAUCGGUUUGGGGUGGAGGCUGAAAUGCCCAGCGUUUCCAUCAGUUAACUCAGGGUCUUUGUGCCUUUUUGUUAUGUUUAUGUGAUGCAAUCAGGCAGGUAUGACCUAAUACAAUUCAGGUCUGCAUUUCUAGAUCACUUAGUAUAUAUUAUUAGCAAAACAGCACUUUUUCUAUUUUUACAGUUUUUUUCAAACAUCGUUCAUUUUUAUAAAGUUGUAGUUUUGUUGAUGUUGAUCUGUGAG
Cyprinodon tularosa is the source of this 8517-nucleotide messenger RNA. It is a transcript of the gene cep290, whose product is annotated as centrosomal protein 290. The record is from RefSeq and is a predicted model, not a curated record. Gene Ontology annotation, biological process: camera-type eye development; kidney development. The coding region runs from base 232 to 8322 and encodes 2696 amino acids. NCBI's taxonomy places the organism in Eukaryota, Metazoa, Chordata, Actinopteri, Cyprinodontiformes, Cyprinodontidae. The transcript is spliced from 54 exons.